AUUUGAAUAAAUGUUGGCAGAACUUAGCUUGAAUAACAAAUGAACGUCGUGUUUAGACGUUAUUGUUGUUUAUCAGUUGUUUAACAGCUAAAAAACAAAGCGUUGAUAUUUAAAUGACGUAAUCACGACAACGCGCCACAGGCAUGCACGUGCGGAAGUGGAGUUUGUUGUUGCUGCCCCUUUGACUCGUUUCUACUCUGAUCAAAAAUACGGGUUGUUUUAAAAUGAAGAACCUGGACUGUUGUGUUUCUGCUUGUGAAAACCUUCGUACCUCAUCCACCAAAGUUAAGUUUUACCGGUUACCGUCGGCACAUCAGGUCAACCGAAGACGUUUGUGGCUGCAAGCAAUUCAACAAGCCAACGGCAGCACCAAGGAACUCAACGGAAAUGCUCGUGUUUGUGGCGCACAUUUUACAUCAAGAGUUGCGUCCAUGGACCCUAACAGUCCUGACUUUGUUCCCUCUGUGUUUACUAAACGGAGCCCAAAGAAGAAAGCGAAAAAAUACUUUACUGGUAAAAGAAGGCGUCUCCACAAAACCGUCAUGAGCAAGGAUAACCUAAAGUCUCCGUCCAAGGCUGACUCUCCUGUGGACGACCAGUCAUCUGUUUUGAUGGACACUAACACUGAACUUUCACCGGAUGCACAGACACCAUCAGCCUCUUCAAUACCAAAGGAUGAAUCUGAAGUUACAACAAUCAAGCCACAAGCAUCCACCCCAAACAAGACAUCCCCAUCAGUAAAAGUAUCAGCAUGCACACUGAAUCUAAACAAAAUGAAACCUAUUGUGCUUCUGAAACAUAUAGUUGUACCAGAAAGUGGGUACUGGUGUGCACUGAGCAAUGAGGACUCCACUGCUGAAUCUCGGCUUGUAAGAGACAUACAACUGCAUGAAGAACAAACACAAUUAGUCUGUGUGAAUUGUGGAAUGUUGUUCACAAAUCAGGUCAGUCUUACACAGCACUGUUGUGCUAAAAAUGAUGAGCCGUCCUUUCCGUGCAACAUAUGCCACCGAUCUUUCCCUUCAAGCAGAUACCUGAAGCGUCAUAAACUGCUGCACGUCAAAGAUGCCAGGAAGUGCGGCAAGUGUGGAGUGCUCUUCUGUCGACGUCAUAACCACGUUAUGUCGUGUCCUAUAGCUAAGGCUGUACCUGAGACUGAAGAGGAUUGCUCUGAAAAUGAAGAAAGUAACAGAUAUAUUAAAGCAAUACCAGAAGAAAGUAAAAAGAUUCAAGAAGAAAGUAAAAAAAUGCAAGAAGAAAGUUAUCUGAUGCUGGAAGAAAGUUAUCUGAUGCUGGAAGUAAGUGAUCUGAAGCCAGAAGUAAGUGGUCUGAAGCCAGAAGUAAGUGAUCUGAUGCCAGAAGUACGUGAUCUGAUGCCAGAAGUACGUGAUCUGAUGCCAGAAGUACGUGAUCUGAAGCAAGAAGUACGUGAUCUGAUGCCAGGCGUAAGUGAUCUGAAGCUAAAAGUAAGUGAUCUGAUGCCAGAAGUAAGUGAUCUGAAGCAAGAAGUACAUGAUCUGAUGCCAGAAGUAAGUAACCUGAUGCCAGAAGAAAGUAAUCUGUUACCCGAGGAAAGGAAUUCACCUGAUGAAUAUAAUUUGAUACCAAAUUACAGUGUACUGGUGAUGCUUCAGCAAAGCCAGACUCAUGAAAUGGAUGAAGAUGCUCAGAAUGCUGUGAUUGUAACACCUUUGCUCACAACUACUAUGUCUGCACCCCCAAUCCCUACACCUUUAUCUGAGGCCCAUAAUGUCUCAUACUGUGAAACCAAACCAAAAAUCCCUAUAUCACGGUUGGAAAAAACUUUCUCUCUGCCACACCCACCAGCAGACAAGCCCUCGGUGAAGAAAAAUAACGUAUUUAGGCCACACCCACCAGCAGACAAGCCCUCGGUAAAGAAAAAUAACUUAUUUAGGCCACCCCCACCUCCAUGCCCUGCUGCCUUCCUUAAGCAACCAGAACUCCCAACCUCACUAAAGAUCUUUUCACCUCAAUACCUCACGUCGGCAUUUCUUGAGGUUAAAAGAAAUUAUGAUUAUAUCUUAAGCAAUCCAGUAAAUGUUCAGGGGGCUGUGGUGAAGGAGGAACCACGCAAGCUGCCACAAGUUACUCCACAAAAGCGAAUCACUAAGCCAGUCAAGAGAGAAAGAAUUGCUUAUGACAUGGAAAUUGAAAUCUGACUUUUCUCACUUUUAACAGAAGACCUUGGAUCAGCAUUGUUAAACGUUUCUGACAAAUAAUUUGCCAAAUUGUUAGACUGACCCAUUGGUCUCAAGCAUAACUCUUUUAAACACUAAAGCGUAAAAUAAUUUGGGCUUGUAUGGAAGUACUGUUAUGUUAUAUGUUUAUGAAUGUACGGCUGCACUCUCCACUUAAAUACUUCUCCUCAUAACCUGCUGUUAUAUUUUAAUGUAGGAGACUAAACUCAUUAAGCUGCUAUUUUUAUACUCGGUGAGAGCUCUUCAGUUGAGACGAUGUUACUUCUCAAUUCAGGAGUUGGAUGUUUUGUACUGUGCCUGUAAUAAAGGUUUAAUCUGUGCUGUAAACUGUAAACAUUUAUUUUUUUGUCAUCUAUUACACACGGAUCCACGAUAUUAUAUGAGUACAAUUUGCACUGUAUGCAAUACAACUUUAAUGUUUUUGAUAUUAAACUCUGGCUGUUGUUGAGAAAGUGAA
Molecule: messenger RNA, 2676 nt
Organism: Solea solea (common sole)
Lineage: Eukaryota; Metazoa; Chordata; Actinopteri; Pleuronectiformes; Soleidae
Exons: 4
Coding region: 225-2180 (651 amino acids)
Source: RefSeq, a predicted model, not a curated record